This is a messenger RNA of Sinocyclocheilus rhinocerous, 355 nucleotides long. Its product is annotated as pyruvate kinase PKM-like. Bases 53 to 355 code for a protein of 100 amino acids. Gene Ontology annotation, molecular function: pyruvate kinase activity; potassium ion binding; magnesium ion binding. Lineage: Eukaryota; Metazoa; Chordata; Actinopteri; Cypriniformes; Cyprinidae. The transcript is spliced from 3 exons. The record is from RefSeq and is a predicted model, not a curated record. Gene Ontology annotation, biological process: glycolytic process.
AUGUUACUUCAUUGGUCUCUCUCUCUGUAGGAUAUUACCUGUCUCUUCCACGAUGCUCCACACUAAAGCUCAGGACAUGGGCUCUGCCUUCAUCCAGACACAGCAGCUCAACGCUGCCAUGGCCGACACCUUCCUGGAGCACUUGUGUCUGCUGGACAUCGACUCUGAGCCCACCAUCGCUCGCAACACUGGAAUCAUCUGCACCAUCGGACCGGCCUCUCGCUCUGUGGAAACACUGAAGGAAAUGAUCAAGUCUGGCAUGAACAUUGCUCGUCUCAACUUCUCUCACGGCUCACACGAGGUACAUACUUCAUUAUUUACACACUUUCCUCACAGCUUCAGGUUUGUGGGCUGA